Ceratotherium simum simum (southern white rhinoceros) is the source of this 1669-nucleotide messenger RNA. The record is from RefSeq and is a predicted model, not a curated record. NCBI's taxonomy places the organism in Eukaryota, Metazoa, Chordata, Mammalia, Perissodactyla, Rhinocerotidae.
UGGGUCCGGAAAGCCAUGGAGCAUCUAGAUACUCUGAAUCAAAGUGGUGGCACGUUCGAGAAGCAAAUCGGAGUGAGUACGCCCAGGACCACUCUGGCCACCAGGGGAAUGGACACAUCUUUGGAUUCAGAGCCCAAAGCCACAGAGAAAAGCAGUAGCCAGGAGGCACAGAGGGCCUUGGGGACUUCCCCAGAGCUGCCACCGGGAGUGGCUGGUUCCUGGGGGACCACAUCCCUCUCCACCUCAAAGGCUCCAGAUGGAGGGCCUCCAGCAGGACCCAAGAGAACCGAGCUUUUAAACACGGCUGCUGCCACCACUGCCACGUCUUGGCAGAGUUCUACUGCCUACCAACCUGGGUCAGGCCUCUGGGCUGAGAGAAAGGCCUCUGAUGCCCCGUCCACCCAGGCCCCCUCCACCGAGACCCUCCCCACCCAGGCCCCCGCCACCCAGACCCUCCCCACCCAGGCCCCCUCCACCCAGACCCUCCCCACCCAGGCCCCCUCCACUCAGACCCUCCCCACCCAUACUUUCUCCACCGGGGUCCCCUCCACCCAGACCCCCAUCAUUUCACACACAGCCCAGGAGGACAACGUUGGACCUGAAGGCAAAUCUGUGUGGAUCAAGGGACAGAAUCCCAUGCCAGAGAACUCUCUAGGGCCCAAGGAGAUGGGUCCCCUUUCAGCUCACACAGAUGCUUUCCUGGGGCCGGGAAGCAUGCCCCAUGUCUCCAUGGUCCCUGUCUUCUCUGAUGGAGCCCCCAGCAGGGAGCCAGUGGCCUCAGGCAGCUGGGCGCCUAAGGCGGAGGAGCCCAUCCGUGCCACCGUGGACCCCCAGAAGCUAAGCGUCAUCAUCACUCCUGUCCCCGACUCCCAGGCAGCCACCCGGAGGCAGGCAGUGGGGCUGCUGGCCUUCCUUGGCCUCCUCUUCUGCCUGGGAGUGGCCAUGUUUGCCUACCAGAGUCUGCAGGGCUGCCCCCGCAAGGUGGUGGGGGACAUAGUGGAAGGGCUUCGCUACGUCCCCCAGAGAUGUGGCAGUAACUCGUAUGUCCUGGUGCCCGUGUGAGCUGCCCACCUGCCUGUGUCUAGUUGUUCAGCUCAGCUGCCUGGGGUUCCCCAUCCUCACCCCCACCCUCCCCCAGGGGCCUGGCCGGAGCUGGGAUGACCAGAGCAAGGAGGCGGGAUCCUCCAGGUGGGACUGCUCCCAAAUCCCAGGCAUACCCCAGGAGGCCACCCUUAACCAUUCCUGACCUCCUGGGGACAGAGGGGAUAGCCUCCACAUCUCACUCCAGGGUCCCAAGUCACAAAACUCUCCUCUGCUGCUGACUGGUUAGAAGUUCCCUUAAACACCGUCCCAGCUCGAGUGAACAAUUAUUUAUUGAACGCCCAGCCCCUCUGGUCCGUGUCCCCAUGUGGAACCACGGUCAUCUCAUCUCACGGAUGAGUCUCAGGCCAGGCCCCUUCCACCCGCUCCCUCAGACCCCAUCGUGUCUCUUCGUCCUGCUGCAGUCGCCAGUCACCCCGGCCACCUGCGGUGCUAUCUCCCCCGUCCCCUAUACAGAGCCCACGUCCCAGCCGGGGACCUGUUUUUCCUUGCAUGAGGCUAGUGCGGUGUUUUCUGGGACUGCUCUCAGCGAAGGCUCUGCCCUGAGUUAGGCAUUGCAGGAAGUGGG